Messenger RNA from Lepisosteus oculatus (spotted gar), 4129 nucleotides. The record is from RefSeq and is a predicted model, not a curated record. NCBI's taxonomy places the organism in Eukaryota, Metazoa, Chordata, Actinopteri, Semionotiformes, Lepisosteidae.
CACCUGCUGGGCUUCAGUGGGCUGCCAGGUGUGAGCUGCAGGGUGAUAUGGCUGCUGGCUGUGGAGUUACUGCAGUCUUCCAGUUCAGAUUGGAUGAUCCCAUACUUGAAGGGUCAUUCAGCACAGAGCUCAAUCUGUAAUGGGCAAGGCGACAUCAUCUGUCAUUCUUGAACAGCCGGGUCUUCAAGUACUUAUGAGCCUCUUCCUUCCAAGCAUGUGGCCCAGGGACAGAGUGUUUGGCACCAGUGCCACGCAGAUCCAGUUUCCUGGGUUUGACUCAUGUUUGGGUGCCUGUCUGCGUGGAGUCUGCAUGUUGUGUUUUGUGUUUUCACAGGGGGAUCCUCUGACCUCGUAAAAGGCAUAUAGGUUAGGUUUCUUAGGCUGCUCUACAUCGUCCGAUUGACCUGCUUUCGUUAUGGUCUGACAUUCUACCCAUACAAUAUGAAAAUCAGACUAACAUUCUGAACAAAUUGGUCCUAUGUAGUGCUCUCUAGUGUGUACUGCUACAGUUCACGUUCUUACAGUGCCUCUCGUGUGGGUAUCAGAUGUCGUUGCUCCACAACACAGUUUUCAUACAGGGGACCAGUUAACCCUGUAAGCAUCCUACGGUACGUGACAAUCGGAAAUAUCCAUGACUUUUAGAAUAACCUUUUUUUCUUUUGCUCGGUGAGAAAAACCGGGAAAACCCAGGCAAUAAAUCUUUGAAAGGACAGUUUCCAGCCCGCCUCGUGACUUGUGAGAAGACCCAGGUAAAAGGAAAGGUUUUCAAAUGCCGUUAAAACACAAGGCAAGCAAAAAAAAACAACAACAACAAACUCAAUUUAAAAAGAUCGGAUUGAAAAACAGGCCUGGCUGUUCAAGGGGUGGCACGGUGUCGUUCGGUUCAAUUCGGUGAACACGUUGCCCUCUGCAGUGCGCGUAUUAUUCCAGAUGUUUUCCCGCUGUCAGCUGAUGAAGGGGACGCGGCACCUUUAAGAGACUGGUCCCGGCUGCUCACCGCUGGCCCCGUGCUGGUUUCCCACUGGGAUACUCACAGAUGUGCGUGGUAUGUCAGUCUGUACACAGCGCGUCUUUUUUCGGGCUCAGCCUGCAGACGUCUUGGGAUAAAGAAACGGGGGUUUAUAAGCAGAACUUGGGAACUUGAGCACUUUUCUUCCUCUCCUGUCUGGUGCGGUUUCAGCUUCUUGUGGACUCGAAAUGAUUUGUCUAUAUGCGGUCUGUAAAACAUUCGAUGAACCCGGUUAUGUUGGGGGGUGUUUUAUCUAUAUACACACAUUAGUUUUGACUGAAAAUACUCAAUAUAUUUGUUCCAGAUGUGAAUUGUGUGGUGGAAAACAGCUCCGAGCUUUGGUCUCCCAGUGUCUUUGUAAUUUUUAAAAAAUAUAAUUUGUUCUCCUUCUGCGCAGCCAAACUGUGACGGUAGCGCCCAAGUGGAAACAAGUUAAAUUUUAACUUCUUCGCUGCGCCACAGUUCGACCUUCUGUGGUGGGGGGGUCCGAGGAAUUCAACCACAUCCCAGACAUCAGAAAAAUGUGAGCGGUAACUUGUGGGACUUUUACUUCACCCGAGACUCCUACCAGCAGUAGCAACAGCAGCAGCAGCAGCGGCAAUAUGGGUAGCGGCAGCAGCAGAGGGAAAAAAAUCGCACCCGAAUUGGUGAGAGAGGCAAAGGCUUACCGAGCGGAGAAAAAAGACGGCAACGAACGAGACCCUAAAGACGACAGUCGCUUAUUCACAAGCUACAAGGUCCCGAAUAUUUCCGACUUCAGCCAGUCAGGCAACAGGCUCCGACCGCACUGCCACAGCGAAGGAAACGAUUCCGACGUUUCCGCGGACGACGAUGAAGACGACAUCGACAGGGAGCUGGACCGGGUGCUGGCGGAGUGCGACGGUCGCCGUUUCUACUCCCACAGGACGCCUCCGAAGAAGUCGCUUGGCCGAUCUCACACGUACAGCUUCUGUAAUGCGAGACAGGUGCACCCGAGGAACGAGUUCAGCUCCACGCCGCGCACGCAGAGUGUGGAGCAGCUGAAAGUGGGGAAACAGCCUCCCCAGGGACCCGACACCGGGAAGAGGGGGGACGUCACGCUCGGUUUUCCUCGGGAGAAAAGCCUUUUCGCUCCUGACUCGGGCGCCGUGAGCUCUCGGUUAAAUGACACGUUGGUUCACAGAAUCGAGGGCACUACACACAGCGAACCCACAGACGCCCCUUGUUUCUGAUUGCCCGUUUGGAUUUCCUAUAUGGAUUGUUUGCCCCGGACUCACUUCCCCUGGACACCUGCACUCCUUGGACAUGCCCCUUUGUCUCCAUCCCUUCUCCUGCAUUAUUUUAUUCCUACUGUGUCUUCACCAACCGGAUCAUGUCGUCUGCACAGGGCCCGGAAAGAACUGCUACGUGACACCCGCCAACCAGCGGGUCCUGGAGUGACCCGACAGCAUCGGCUUCACCACGGCGUCCUGACAGUCUGGGUCUGGGGCUCAGAGCGCCUGGCCUCGUUAACCUGCUUUAAUUCCCCGCUCCUACACUGGAUCCAGCUCCGGUUUUUAAACCUUGUCUCGAUUUGUCUUGGAUGGUUAACCCAGCUCUGGACUUUUGGACUUCGCCCUGGAUUACCCCCUGGACUCCUCUGGACUUGUUCGCCCUGGCCACGCCCCCCCCUGAGCCCCAGUUCACUGUUGCCAAGCCCCCCUGUUUGUCAGCCUGUCCUGAUCCUCAUCGUCUCCCCCCUGUGUCCGUUUCCACUUACUUCCGGAUUAUACUGUCUGCAUAGGGUCCCGAACUACGCAUUGUAACAAAGACAAAUAAGGAUCAGUUCUUUGAGCCUGUCAGGAUAUUCUCUUGAGCCUUUAAUGUCUCUGGUUGCUCUUCUACGGAUGAAUUCCGGAGUUGCUGCAUCCUUUCUGGAACACGGUGACCAACAUGAUACACAGUAUUCUAAAUGAGGACUUAACGCUGCUUUAUACGGUUUUAACACAACGCUCCUUGAUUUAAAUUCUAUGAUUUUAACUGUAUAUUCUAGCAUUCUCUUUGUCCUUUUAACCGCUUCCCCACAUUAUGUUAAAGGUGAAAAUGACAUGUCAACACAAACACCUAAGUCCUUUGGGUACAUACCUAAGUAUUGUCCCAUUUUGUAUUUAUAAUUCCGUUUUACUGCCUACAUUUGUCUACAUUAAACAUUAUUUGCCAGGUGUUUUUGCACUUGGAAUUUUAUCUGAAACACUUUGAAUUUCAUUUGCUGCUUCUACAGUGGUCACUUAUUCUCUUAAUUUGGUAUCAUCUGAAAACAUGACAGGUUUACUAUGGUGUCCUUUUACAGAUCCUGCGGUACUCCACUAAUUACAUCGUUCCAGUCUGAGUAUUCACCCCUUAUCUGUACCCUCUGUUUUCUAUUUAAUUACCUGUUCGCAAUCCAAAGGCUUGUGUUCCCCUGAAUGCCUAACACUUCUAAUUUGAAAUGUAAUCUUUUUGAGGGAAAUGUAUCAAAAGCCUUCUGAAAGUGUAAAAUAAAUAUGUCUCAUGUCCCUUGUGUACCCAUUACUGUUGUUGCUUUUUUGUUCAAAGAACUCUAACAGUUUGGUUAGGCAAACUGUCUUUUUUAAAUCCAUGAUCCUCUAGUUGAGUUCUUAUAAUUGUUUCCAUUACCUUAUGUGCAAAAGAAGUCAAACCUCUUGGUCUAGAAUGACCUGGUUUAGCUUUUUUUAUCCUUUUUGUGAAUGGGCACUACAUUAGCAAUUUGUCCAGUCCCUGGGUUCUACCCCGUCUUGAAAGACUGUGGUCCUUGAGUACGAUUGCUAAGAUAGCACUAGACCCCAGGGAUUUAUCCAUCUUGAGAGCUUUUAGUACCUGAAAUACCUCUCCCUCCUCUAUGGUAAUACAGUUUAAUAAAGAUUGUAUUUCCUUCUGCUUCCUGAGGUCUUUCGCUGGCUUCCUCCUUAGUGAAAUACUCAUUUGCUACCUCAGCCAUUUCCCUUUCAUUGUCUAAACUAGGGAAGCCAGACGUUAAGGGACUUUAUUAUUAAGGGUGUCACGAUUGUCAUCACUCCCCCUAAAGGGCACUCCGGCUCUUUCACAUUUCGGUUGAUUUUGUGCACCUGCCUCCUAUCCAGCGCUUCCUUAAAAGCCAGACGC